Molecule: messenger RNA, 4617 nt
Organism: Nerophis lumbriciformis (worm pipefish)
Lineage: Eukaryota; Metazoa; Chordata; Actinopteri; Syngnathiformes; Syngnathidae
Product: mitogen-activated protein kinase kinase kinase kinase 4-like
Biological process (GO): protein phosphorylation
Cellular component (GO): cytosol
Molecular function (GO): protein kinase activity; ATP binding
Source: RefSeq, a predicted model, not a curated record
CCGCGGUCAGUCGGUGUGAGUGUCGCGGCGGUGGAGGCUCCGCCGGAGGAAGGUUAGCCGUCAUCGAAGAGGAUUUAACCACAGAAAGAACAUUUAUUUUUUUCAACGAUGACUCGUCCGAUGUUUGCUUGAAGAAGAUUUAAGUCGCCUUGCUGAAUUUCCGCCGUUUUACCGCUUCUAAAAAUGGCGAACGAAUCCCCGGCCAAGAGCCUGGUGGACAUCGACCUGGCGGCGCUGCGGGACCCCGCCGGCAUCUUCGAGCUGGUGGAAGUGGUGGGGAAUGGCACCUAUGGACAAGUUUAUAAGGGUCGACAUGUCAAGACUGGACAACUGGCCGCCAUCAAGGUGAUGGACGUCACCGAGGACGAGGAGGAGGAGAUCAAGCUGGAGAUCAACAUGCUGAAGAAGUACUCACACCACAGGAACAUCGCCACCUACUACGGAGCCUUCAUCAAGAAGAGUCCACCGGGUCACGACGACCAGCUCUGGCUGGUGAUGGAGUUCUGUGGUGCAGGUUCCAUCACAGACCUGGUGAAGAACACCAAAGGCAACACCUUGAAGGAGGACUGGAUCGCUUACAUCUCCAGGGAGAUCCUCAGGGGCCUGGCACACCUGCACGCUCACCACGUCAUCCACCGCGACAUCAAGGGACAGAACGUGCUGCUGACAGAGAACGCUGAGGUCAAACUGGUGGACUUUGGCGUGAGUGCUCAGCUGGACAGAACAGUUGGUCGCAGGAACACCUUCAUCGGGACGCCAUAUUGGAUGGCUCCUGAGGUCAUCGCCUGUGAUGAAAACCCAGACGCCACCUACGACUACCGGAGUGAUCUCUGGUCCUGUGGAAUCACAGCCAUCGAGAUGGCAGAGGGAGCACCUCCGCUGUGUGACAUGCACCCCAUGAGGGCGCUCUUCCUCAUCCCCAGGAACCCUCCUCCUCGCCUCAAGUCCAAGAAAUGGUCCAAGAAGUUCUUCAGCUUCAUCGAGGGCUGCCUGGUGAAGAACUACACCCAACGGCCCCCCACGGAGCAGCUCCUCAAGCACCCCUUCAUCCGCGACCAGCCCAACGAGCGGCAGGUGCGCAUCCAGCUCAAGGACCACAUCGACCGCACCAAGAAGAAGCGCGGCGAGAAAGACGAGACCGAGUACGAGUACAGCGGCAGCGAGGAGGAGGAGGAGGAAGCAUCGGAGCAAGAAGGAGAGCCCAGCUCCAUCGUGAACGUGCCAGGUGAGUCCACGCUGCGUCGGGACUUCAUCCGCCUGCAGCAGGAGAACAAGGAGCGCUCGGAAGCUCUGCGCCGCCAGCAGCUCCUGCAGGAGCAGCAGCUGCGGGAGCAGGAGGAGUACAAGCGCCAACUACUGGCCGAGAGGCAGAAACGCAUCGAGCAGCAGAAAGAGCAGAGGAGGCGGCUGGAGGAGCAACAAAGGCGAGAGCGUGAGGCGAGGCGCCAGCAGGAGCGCGAGCAGCGGCGGCGUGAGCAGGAGGAGAAGCGGCGUGUGGAGGAGAUGGAGCGGCGCCGCAAGGAGGAGGAGGAGCGGCGGCGAGCGGAGGAGGAGAAGAGGCGGGCUGACAGAGAGCAGGAGUACAUCCGCCGGCAGCUGGAGGAGGAGCAGAGACACCUGGAGAUCCUGCAGCAGCAACUACUGCACGAACAGGCCAUGCUGCUGGCUGACGAGCGGUACCGGAAGAACAUCCAAGGUUCUCCUCAGGCGGCACAAAGCAAAGCGGUCCAGCCCCCGGUGCCGCCGCGCACCGAGUCGUCGUACCCCAACGGGAACACGGAGGCCAUGAGCCGGCCUGUGGAGGCCCAGGUCCCCGUCAGGACGACGUCCAGGUCGCCAGUGUUGCCGAGGCGGGACUCGCCCCGUCGCCAUGGCAACACGCCACGCGGCGGUCAAGCUGUGAAGCGCAACGCCGGCAGCAGUGCCGAGCCUCGGCUGCUGUGGGAGCGCGUGGAGAAGAUGGUUCCCGGCUCCGGCUCCGGCUCCGGCUCCGGCUCUGGCUCCGGCUCUGGCUCUGGCUCUGGCUCCGGCUCCGGCUCUGGCUCUUCCAGCAGCUCCUCCAGCAACUCCAGCACUCAGGCUGGUUCUCACUGUGGCUCCGGGGAUCGCUCGAGGGCCCGCACCUCCUCUAAGUCCGAGGGCACGGCCCCCCAGAGGGCGGACGGUGGCGUGAAGAAGGCGGAGGAGAGGAGGGAGGCGGUCAGGCCCAGCAGACCGGCGGACCUGACGGCGCUGGCCAAGGAGCUGCGGGCGGCGGAUGACGUGCGCCCCCCCAACAAGGUCACGGACUACUCGUCCUCCAGCGAGGACUCGGACACCACCGACGAAGACGACGACGAAGAGGUGGACCAGGAAGGAGGCGAGGAGUCCACUUCCGGCCCGGAGGACUCUCGAGCCGUGUCCUCCCGCCUGAGCAACGGCGAGACGGAGUCGGUGAAAACUAUGAUCGUGCACGACGAGGGGGAGGGCGAGCCGUGCAAGGACAGCACGCUGGUGGUGCGACAGAGCGCAGGGGAUGGCAAAAAGAGGGCGGGCCCCGCCCCCGCCCCGCAGAGCCCCCACCACCAUCUUCAUCACCCCCAUCACGCACACCAUCAUCAUCAUCAUCAGCCGGACAGGAACGGCUUUGUGGGCCGCAUCCACCUCCUCCCAGACCUGAUCCAGCAGAGCCAUCACUCCUCCUCCUCCCCCUCCCCCUCCUCCUCCGCCUCCACCUCGCCCUCCACCUCCAGCCUGGCCAGCCCCUGCAUGUCCCCCCACAGCCCCCUGGACAAGAUGGCCAUCUUCAUGGAGAGUCAGUCCAGUAACAACAUGCAGAAGCACAAGUCCUCGUCCUCCUUCACGCCGUUCAUCGACCCGCGCCUGCUGCAGGUCUCGCCCUCCGCCGGCAGCGCCCUCAACAACGUCGGCUACGCCAACGACCCGCGGCUGGCAGAGGCGCUGAGGGCCGACCCGUCCCGCAAAGGGUCCGUGGUCAACGUCAACCCGGUCAACACCCGACCACAGAGCGACACGCCCGAGAUCCGCAAAUACAAGAAGAGGUUCAACUCUGAGAUCCUUUGUGCCGCACUCUGGGGCGUGAACCUGCUGGUGGGAACAGAGAGCGGUCUGAUGUUGUUGGAUCGCAGCGGUCAAGGCAAAGUUUACCCGCUCAUCAGCCGACGACGCUUCCAGCAGAUGGACGUCCUGGAGGGACUCAACGUCCUGGUCACGAUAUCAGGCAAGAAGAACAAGCUGCGUGUGUACUACCUGUCCUGGCUGAGGAACAAGAUCCUGCACAACGACCCCGAGGUGGAGAAGAAGCAGGGCUGGACCACAGUAGGAGACCUGGAGGGAUGUGUGCACUACAACGUUGUGAAGUACGAGAGGAUCAAGUUCCUGGUGCUGGCCUUGAAGAACUCGGUGGAGGUUUAUGCCUGGGCUCCCAAACCCUAUCACAAGUUCAUGGCCUUCAAGUCUUUCGGGGACUUGGUGCACAAACCUCUGCUGGUGGACUUGACGGUGGAGGAGGGUCAGAGGUUAAAGGUCAUCUACGGCUCCUGCCUGGGCUUCCACGCCGUGGACGUGGACUCGGGGGCGGUCUACGACAUCUACCUGCCCACACACAUCCAAAACCACAUCCAGUCCCACGCCAUCAUCAUCCUGCCCAACACGGACGGCAUCGAGCUGCUGGUGUGCUACGAGGACGAGGGCGUCUACGUCAACACUUACGGGCGCAUCACUAAGGACGUGGUGCUGCAGUGGGGGGAGAUGCCCACCUCUGUGGCUUACAUCCGCUCCAACCAGAUCAUGGGCUGGGGAGAGAAGGCCAUCGAGAUCCGCUCGGUGGAGACGGGUCACCUGGACGGAGUCUUCAUGCACAAGCGAGCCCAGAGACUCAAGUUCUUGUGCGAGAGGAACGACAAGGUGUUCUUCGCCUCAGUGCGGUCUGGAGGCUCCAGCCAGGUGUACUUCAUGACUCUUGGCCGCAGUAACCUGCUCAGCUGGUAGACGCUCUUCCUCCUCCUCUUCCUCCUCCUCUUCCUCCAAGUCCCCCCCCCCCCACCCCCGACCCGGUCAACACUGGAUCUCAGAACCACGUCCCGGGCCGCCGAGAGAACCGCAGACCGGACUCCCACUUUGUGUCGGCAUGGCGACGAGGACGGCGGCGGCGACACGGGGCCACACGCGAGGCCGCCGGAGGAAACAGGAAGCCGAGGGAGGAAACAGGAAGUGGUUGAUUCCGGCGCUCCUGACUGACUUUUAGAACCCUCCUCACUCGCGGAGUCGACAUCGCUAAAUGUUCUCGUGUUGGGACGACGGCCAUCGUCAUGGCGAUAAUAAAAGUGGGCGGGGACUCUCCUGUCAGCGAUUGGACGAGAGGAAGUGAGACGACGUAGAAUUGUCGCGUUCUUGUUCCUCGCAUCGGCGUGAAAAUGUGCAGUUUCCUUUGUUUUCAUUCAUGUUAUUAUGAAUAUGAUUGGUGUUAUUAAUAUGAUUGUUUUCCACGCACACCAACCACGUCUUCACCGUCUGCUCGCCUCCACCCGCAGUCGUCUGCACAGAAUGUGUGCGCACCAAAAAAACAAGUCGAUAAAGUUGUGUAUGUAAAAAAUAAAUAUAUAUAAUAAUGAUGAA